Molecule: messenger RNA, 7696 nt
Organism: Papaver somniferum (opium poppy)
Lineage: Eukaryota; Viridiplantae; Streptophyta; Magnoliopsida; Ranunculales; Papaveraceae
Product: methyl-CpG-binding domain-containing protein 9-like
Exons: 10
Coding region: 439-6948 (2169 amino acids)
Cellular component (GO): nucleus
Molecular function (GO): protein binding
Source: RefSeq, a predicted model, not a curated record
UUUCCUCUUCCUGUGUCUCAAAAGCAGGGUUUGGGUUUUCAGUUUAAUCUCUUUCUCUCUUCUUUCUCACUUAAACAACACAAAGGACUGGAGAGAAAGAGAACAGAGUCUUAUUUCUUUUGGGCCGGAUUUGGUACUUUUUUUUUUUCGGUUAGAUUUCUCUCCAUUUCUUCUUCCAUCAUCAUCAUCAUCCCGUUCCGUCUCUAUCUAUUUUUAGGCGUUUCUUAAUUUCUUUCUUCUGUAACCCCUUUUUCGAAACCUGGCGCUAUAUCUCAGAAGUCGGUUCAACAAACUCUACAAUCUUUCUGAUCUAUACUCAGUUUCACCCAUCACAUUUAUCAUUUCAACUUUGAUUUUCUCGACAAAUCUCUCUAUUUAAACAAUGCAAGAACCCAAGACUAAAUCAUCGAAAAAUAAAUCCCUAGUAUUCUUGAUUUAAUGGAUUCUUCAACUACACCUGAUACUGCUAAACCCUCAGAAUCAUCAUCAUCUCGUCAACCUUUGGUUUUUGAAAUCGAUCUUAAUGAGAUCCCUUAUUCCUCAUCAUCAACACAGGAAGACCCUUCCGUCUUCAGUGCUACGCCGCCUCUACUGGAUGCAAAUGAAGUCGUAAGAAGUGUACAUGGUAAUCCUAGGUUAGCAUUUAGACCGCCUACUGAUUUACCAGCUGAUGUACGUGGUGUACCAUGUGUUUGUGGCCGAGCUGAAGCUAGAGGUGGUGUCCUAGUUUGUGAUGGUUGUGAUAGAUGGUUUCAUUUGAGCUGUUGUUCAAUGCGUUCUCGUCAAGCUAUUGUUUUAGAAGAUUGGAUUUGUUCUUCUUGUUUAGGGAAUGGUGUUGGUACUAAGAGAUGGAACUUGGGUUGUGUUUCAAAUACCGUUACUGUCGCCAUUCCUCCUCCUCCUCCUCCGACGACUAAACGUACUGCUGUUAGGCCGCUUUUGGAUAUCAAUUCUUCUCCUCCUAGAGAUGAAGAUGUUGAAGAGUUUGAACAACAUUCUAGGAUGCGUACUCUGGGUGAUACCCAUAUUAGUGGUUUUCCGUACGGUACUCCUGUGAAAUAUCCGAUCUUGUGGCAUCCAAGUGCUGCUGUACAAAGAGAAUCUGGCAUAAAUUCACACCCCAUCAAAUUAGCUUCUGAAAGGUUCUUAAACCGGGAACUGACUAUGAGUAGGAGUUGGGAGGAGGCAGAUUUGAACCCCACUCCUAUGAGAAGAUUUAGGAGUACUAAUUCCUUCAAUUCACCUAGGAGAAAGGAGCUUGCUAGACAUUCAAGAACUAAUAGUUCUGCAGAUAAUCGAGAAGCUCUGAGAAAUAGUCGAAGUGGGGAUUUUUCCUCUGAUGUUGAGAUUGUGGAACCUCAUGCCCGCAAUCUUGGGAGAAGCGCAAGAAUUAGGGAAGCCGGACAGGGGGAAAAUGGUGGCUCUGAGUCCGAUCGACCUAAUAAUGGACUUCCCGUACAGUUUGAAGAUCUCUUCCUUACCUGUUUGGGGAAGGUUGAUUCUCGACCAUCAUACCAUGAUAGGAGUCAUAUCUGGCCUGUUGGUUACAGAUCUAGUUGGCACGAUAAGGUAACUGGAUCUCUUUUUGUGUGUGACGUACUGGAUGGUGGAAGCUCUGGACCAAUCUUCAAGGUCAGACGAUGUCCUUGCUCUGCAUCAGUUAUACCUGAUGCAUCAAUAGUCCUGCUGAGACAGAUUCUUGGUCAGUCCGAAGCUGAAAGCAAAGUAGAAAGUGAAAUAGUCAUUUUGUCAGACUUGAGCGAUACCGAGGACACCGACAUUCAGGUGCUUCUUUCCGAUCCUUGUCCACCGGAGCAAGAUCUUUUAUCAUGUUUCGCAGUCAGUACCCUUAGUGAAUCUUACUGUGUUACGAAAGAUAUUUUCACCCCACAAACCAAGUGCUUAGUCCAAAAAUCCGGUGGACUCUUCUCUAGUAAGUUGGGGUUGCAGGAUGAAGUUGGUGAGUUUUUUGCUGAAGGAAGGUCAUCAUCUUCAGUGUGGGGUAAGGUCUCCGAGAUGUUUGUUGAGGCCUGCCGUGAAGCCUUUAAGAAGACUUGCAGUGUUCAGUUCUGUUGCACCCAUGAGUCAGAUGGUACGAAUUCUUGGUCAGUUAUAGAUGCCAAGGACAGAAAUGGUGUUGGUUCCCCGUCCAAAUUCUGUGACAUGUCUGGUCCCAGGCACAUACCCCGUGUAGUUCAAAGUUUAGAUGAGCUUGAGAUGAUGUGCCAAGAAGUGGAGAAAUGGUUGAACCAGGACAGGUUUGGACUCGAUAUGGAAUUUGUGCAGGAAAUGAUUGAACAGCUUCCUGGGUCCGAUGCAUGUUCAGAAUAUGAGUUCCUGACUAGACGAAGUGAGUACUCUAAUUUUGAAGUUGUUGGAAAUGGGCUACUUCAUGCUAAAAGAAAGGGUCUGUUUCAAGGUAUGGAAUAUGGAGAAGCUGCAGAUGGUUUGUUUGGGAAAAGUAAAAGGCUGAAGCAGAAUAUGGUUCAAGACCUUGGUAUCAGAAGACAUUUUCCUCAUGGCAAGCCGUUGAGCUCAAAGCUAUCAACAGAGCUGGUUGGUGAUGUUCUACAGGUGUAUGAGCUACUUUGGCGUUUCAAUGAUGUCUUGGCUUUGAGGGAAACCUUAUCUUUUGAGGAGCUUGAAGGGGAGCUUAUAAAUCCCUGGUUUCAUGAUUUAUCUUUUAUGGAGAAACUUGAGAAGGGAAAUCAGGAAAAUGCAGACCUCGUGUUGCAUAGUAGUCACGGUAUGGUUGGCCAUAAUGUAACCCCAAGUGGUGAACCAAAUUCUAUAGUUUUAGGGGAUCUUUCACCAAAGUUCAUCAAAGUGGACACAGCAUCUGAAAAAGAAGCUGCACAAGCUAAACUAGCUUCUCAUACUUACUAUAGGUGCACAGGGGUGGCUUUGACUAAGGUACAUAGAUCUUUGCUGAAUUUACUGGUAGGUGAGCUCCAGGCGAAAGUUGCUGUCCUUGUAGAUCCCAAUUUUGAUGCUGGAGAGUCAAAAUCGAGGCGAGGGAGAAGGAAAGACGCAGACAAAUUGUCAAGUUUAAGAAAAUUGAAGAUUGAUAUGCUCCCAGUGAAUGAGUUAACUUGGCCUGAAUUAGCCCGUAGAUUCAUUCUAGCUUACUUAUGUAUGGAAGGCAACCUGGAUUCUUCAGAAGUUUCAUCUCGUGAGGAUAUAAAGGUGUUCCGUUGCCUACAAGGUGAUGGUGGGAUGGUUUGCGGCUCAUUAGCUGGAGUGGGUGGAAUUGAAGCGGAUGCCCUGCUACUUGCAGAGGCUACAAAGCAUAUUUUUGGGUCCCUGAAGAGAGAAAAUGAUAUUUGGUCAAUGGAGUAUAUUGAUGAAGUUGAUGCCCCUGAAACCAUCGUUACUGAAACCAGCAACGAGAUUCCAGAGUGGGCAAAAGUCUUGGAACCUGCAAGAAAGCUACCCACAAAUGUUGGAACCAGGAUUAGGAAAUGUGUCUACGAGGCGUUGGAUAGAGGUCCGCCAGAGUGGGCGAAGAAGAUACUGCGACAUUCUAUUAGUAAGGAAGUAUACAAGGGCAACGCAUCAGGGCCUACAAAGAAAGCUGUUGUUUCGGUGCUGACACGUGUGGCUGACGAAGUUUCACAGAGGAAACCUGUGGUAGUAAAAAAGGAAAGACGUGUCAAAACAAUGUCUGAUAUUGUCAUGAAACAAUGUCAUUAUGUAUUGCGCCGUACUGUUCUUGAAGAUGAGGCAAAAACGUUCUGCAAUUUGCUUGGAACAACCUCACUAAACCCUAAUGCUAAUGAGGAUGAUGGCAUUCUUGGAUAUCCUGCAAUGGUAUCUCGUGCAUUGGAUUUUAGAACCAUUGACUUGAGGUUAGCAGUAGGCACUUAUGGUGGAUCUUACGAAGCUUUUCUGGAGGAUGUACGUGAGGUUUGGCACAACAUACGCACUGCUUAUGGAGACCGUCCGGAUUUGAUGCUUUUAGCUGAACAAUUAUCUGGAAAUUUUGAAUUGCUGUAUGAAAAAGAGGUGCUUGAUCUUGUACAGAAAAUUAAGGAGCAUGCUGAUCCCCAAUGCUUAAGCCCCGCACUAAAGAAGGAAAUAGAUGAGUUUCUGUGUGGCAAGGAGAUCCCUAAAGCUCCUUGGGACGAUGGUGUCUGCAGACUCUGUGGCAUUGACAAAAGUGAUGAAACUGUGUUACUGUGUGAUCAUUGCGAUUCUGAGUAUCAUACUUACUGCUUGAUACCUCCUCUCCUUAAGAUUCCCAUUGGAAACUGGUAUUGUCCCACAUGUAUUGAAAGUGGUGAAGUAAAGGCACCACCCGAUACUCACGUCAUUCAUCAGCGUAGACAGAAGAGAUAUCAAGGUGAAGGAACUCGUAUUUUCUCAGAGACACUGAACAAGUUAGCUGCUAUUAUGGAAGAAAAAGAGUAUUGGGAUUGUAGCCUGGAGGAGGCCUUUUCAGGGCACUUGUUGUGGCUAAUUCACUUUUAUCUUGAUGUAGAGGGUCUUCUUGCUGAAGUUUUUGAGCGACGAGGCGUUGACUCAUCUGUUGUUCGUGAACACCUUGAUCAAUGUGCCGAAAUGUCGGCUGAUGUGCAGCAGAAACUGCGUUCUUUUUCUACAGAAUUAAGAAACCUAAAGUAUAAAGAAGAAGUCCUCACAAAAGAAAGCAAAGUCGCGCUUAAUGGAGUUGGUGAAGCUGGAAAAGAAGGAGUAGCCAGUAUGCUGUUGAGCCUUAGCAGGGGUAGCGGUCAACACCAAACUUCUAAUAAUAGUUACAACUUCUGCUCACCCUUCCCUGGUAUGAUUCAGCUUGAUGAUGUUGCCGAGGAAAAUGAUUCUAACAAUGUGAACAAUAAUUCUAAUUGGUCAUUCGGGAAGAGCAAUUCAGGGGAUCAUUGUAAUGGAAGUAGAAACUUAAGUGUGUUGGCUGCAGAUAGUGAUGGUCAAAAGCCAGAUGGUCUUUCAGUUCUGGAUGACAAUCUCGCACUUGAAAGUCUUUCCCCAGAUAAGGCUUCUAAGAGUAGUGAAUCAAACAAACACAGCGAGGUACAGCUACCAGCUCUCCAGAAAAAACAAGUAGGUGACUUGAGAAAGGAACUUGCAACAGAAAGUACCAUGAGUGAGAAACAUGAAGUUGGUACGGAAACCACUGAUUGUGUGCAGCCCAUGUUUGAAGUUCUAAACGAACCACGAGCCUACAACCUUGAGGUGGACUCACUCAAGAAUGAGAUUUCACAUAUGGAAAACUCAAUUGGAGUCUUAGAAUCGCAGCUUCUUCAGCUAUCUAUGCGUAGGGAAUUUUUAGGUAGGGACAAUGCUGGUAGACUUUACUGGGCUCUGAAUAUGCCAGGAAAAUGUCCAUGGUUGGUUGUUGAUGGUAGUACACCAGUCAAUAGUACUCCAGAUGAUGCGAAGAGCAGCAAUGCAAAAGAGCAGGUUCUGCCAGGUAUGGAGGGUUCAACUUCGGCUUGCGGCUAUGAAUCUCAUGAUGGAGUUCUUGGGUUUUCGUCAUGGGUUUCCUAUGAUUCUGAUGUAGAAAUCCAAGAACUUCUUGGAUGGUUGAAUAGUAGUGAUCCAAGGGAGAGAGAGUUGAAGGAAUCGAUUCUGCAGAUGCACAGAUUGAAGUCUCAGUCCUCUCAACAAGCUGGAAAUCCUAUUCUUAGUGACUUCCAAGUCACUGGGUUGAGGUCUUUUGAUGGUGGAAAAGAUGGAACUUCUCUUGCAACAAAAGCUUCAACAAUAUUGGAGACGAUGUAUGGUCCGUGCAUGGACCCAGAAACCUCUGAUACCAUCCCAAAGAGGCGGGGUAGGAAGUUGAAAGCAACUUCUGAUGAUAAAAUAUAUAGGUGUGAAUGCCUAGAACUGGUCUGGCCUUCCAGACCCCAUUGUCUUACUUGCCAUCAGACCUUCUCCACCAACUUGGAACUUGCAGGGCAUAAUGAUGGGAGGUGCAACUCAUUGUCACCAGCCAAUGAUGAAGGCAAGGAGACUGAUGAUCACACAAAAGGGAAAGGGAAAGUAAGCACCAAUCGUGAGGAGCAUGCAAGUGAAACAAGCAGAAUUGAUGCAUCGAAGAGUGGAAAAUUGGACAGUAGUUCUAGAGUGAUAAAAUUUCAAAAGAAGGAAAUGGUUUGUCCAUAUAACCUGGAGGAAAUAAAAAAAAAGUUCAUCACCAAUGAUUCCAACAAGGAAUUAGUGAAAGGAAUAGGACUCAUUGGUUCAGACGGGAUUCCAUCCCUUGUCCCAUCCACUUCUCUGUAUCUCCAUGAUCCAACACUAAUUUUAAACAUUGCCCAACAGAAAGAAGCUGAAAAUGGUACUAGGUGUAACGCUCUGGAGGUGGUAUCUCAACAGAAAAACAAGACUGUAUCAGUUGAUAAAAAUCCCACGGAUUCUGCAAAAAGAAGUGCUAAGAACAGUCUGAAGGAGGAACAGCCAAAAGGCAAGUCAUUGGUUUCAGAAAAUUCAAACAAGAAAGGCCCAGAAUCUUCAAAGAAGAAUACUCCAGCACCUAAGGCUCCCUGCUGUGUAGUGCCUGAACGUUCAUUGAGACCUGUGGUGGGAAAGGUUACUCCAAUUUUAAGGCGGCUCAAAAGUAACUUACUCGACAUGGAUGCUGCUCUUCCUGAAGAAGCACUGAGGCCACUAAAGUCUGACCCAUUGAAAAGAUCUGCUUGGCGUGCAUUUGUUAAAUCUGCAGAGUCAAUAUUUGAGAUGAUUCAAUCAAUAAUUGUAUUCGAGGACAUGAUCAAGACGGAGUACUUGAAGAAUAGUUGGUACUACUGGUCAUCUCUUUCAGCUGCUGCAAAAACCUCCACAAUUUCAUCUUUAGCCCUUCGCAUAUACACACUUGACGCUAACAUCAUUUACCAGAAGAGUCCACCAGAUUCAGAUGCAAGUCCUCCUACUACAGAUACCAAUCCAAGGCUGAGCAAGAAAAGAAAGGAUACAGAGGGUAGAUCUUAGACACAUAGAAACCAGAAUCAAAUCUAAUCUUGGUUGGUGGUAAUGUGGUACAGCAGUAUUGCCAACUCUGUAAAUUUGUUCAAUCACCCUGACCUCUUGGGCAAGCACAUCAAAAGGUGUACCCUUUCAAGGCCGUGGGCAGUUUCCACUGCUGUUGUCUGCUUGUGUGUAUAUAAAGAAGGCAAGUUUGACCCGCUAAUACAGAAGUCCGGAUUAUAAGGCAGCAUGAAGUAGUUAGUUUUACAUGGGAGAGUAGGUGUUGCAUUGACAAAACACAGGUGAAGGAGGGUACAGUUUUGAACUUAGUCGACAAAGGGGGUGCUUUAAGAGAUUACGCGGUCAUAUUGGGGGGAUAUAUAGAGAGAAACAGAAGGAGAUAGAGAAAGAGAGAGUGGAUGAAGCAGGGAUAAUUAUUGUCUUCUCAUUUCAGAUGAUCCGUAUACCCAUACAACAAAAGAAUCAAUGUAAAAAAAGGAAGGAUGAAACUGAGCAGGUGUAAUCAGAACAUGUUUAAUUUUGUUAUACAUGUUUCACUUGCUCUCGUUAUCUCAUUGACUUGUUGUGCUCCAUAUGCUUUUUAUGUUUACUCCGUUCUCUCUGAAUCCAAGUGUCUACUGCUGUUAUCAGAAAAGGGUUCACCGGGUUGUAAUAUUUGGAUUCAUACUAGAGAUGUCUGCCAAAAGAGAAAAUUAGAGAACAAUGCUGCAGCCACAAUGAAGGAAUACUUGGAACACAAGAAGUUAACUUA